Messenger RNA from Symbiodinium pilosum, 1068 nucleotides. NCBI's taxonomy places the organism in Eukaryota, Dinophyceae, Suessiales, Symbiodiniaceae. The record is from the annotation of a GenBank genome assembly.
AUGGGAAACCAGGACUCCUGCCUUGCUGGGUGCCUGCGCAGACUCUUUAGGCCAUGGCGGCGCUUGGAGGGGGAAGUGCUGCCGAGCGAUCCACCAGACUUCUCACUCGCUAUGUACUGGUUGGCUCAUCCGAGCCACUGGCCUACGAGGGUGGCGGAGAAUCUGCCAAAGACCAUUUACACUUUGCAGCCUGACGGAACUUUCCACUGCGAAGCAACCGACGCGUUCAGCGACAGCCAGUCGGAGGUGGACGCACCUGCUGACCUUUUCUACCUCCACGGCACGAUGGAGGGUCUUGGCAAUCGGGCCUCCAUCGAUCGAUAUGACCAGGAGGUAUGGCAGGGCUUCAACACCCGACACCAAAUGACCAUACUGACGGCCUUCACGUCCGCAUGCCGAGCCUACGCCCCGCUGUACCGCCAGGCGGCAAUGGGCGGUUCCUGGGACCUCGCCUAUGAGGAUGUUCUUGCGGCCUUCGAGCAAUUCCUCUCUGAAGUUGGGAGCCAGCGUCCAAUCGUUCUCGCAGGCCACUCACAAGGAUCCAUCCACAUCGUCCGGCUCAUGAAGGAGCGCAUCCAGAGCGACCCAAGCCUAAUGCGCCGAAUCUGCGCCGUCCAUGCGCCAGGGAUGGGCCAGUGGAUCGAUCCUUCGCCCUUGGUGGUGGACGGAGCGCAAAACAAUCAAACGCCUCCGAGCGCACCCGCAGUGGCCAUCUGGGCCGCAGCUACUCCACAGGCAGACCGGAAAUGGACACUGAUUGGCUUCAUGUCGGGUGGCAGCGGCUUCCAUGACUUCGCGAACCCCUGCUCCUGGACAAGCGGGAAGCACCUGGGCGUCCUCCUGCCGGAUGAUGAGACAAAUCAACCGGUGCUGUACAGGGGAAUGGUCCAACGGGCUGAAGUCGUCGAGGGCCUUCUUCGAGUGCACCCCUCACCCGGGGCAGAGGGCAGGCUCAAGAAGUUGCACAUGGGACGCCAUGAUUUUCAUGCCUAUGAUGUGCAUCUCUUCUGGGCCAACGUGCGCGAGCGAAUAAAGCAACAGGUGGCCGCGUUCAAUACGUCGACGUAA